CUGGAUCACAUUACGCAUCAUGAGCCUAUCUGUCGAUCGCGGUUUGAUGGAUUACGAUUAACAGAUACAUAAACAUACAUUCCGUUUAAAGGAUGAAAACUUUGAGUUUGAGACCAUCGACAUCAAUUGAGUGCAGCAUAACAAUCUAACGACGGCCUCGGCAACGAGAUCCUAUCGAAGAAGGCUGUCACCAUGGACUCCAAUUGAGGGGCACAGCAAACCCGCUUGUACAGCGUGUUGACUCUCGCUUUGGAAGCAUUGCCGAGCAGAACAUGUCCUCUUUAUGGCCGCCUCCACUCGCUGCUCGCUCAGCUCCUGUAUUUCACGAAAGCGGGCUUUCUGGAGACGAUGCCGUUAGGGCCACCAACGACGACGCCGCUAUUAGCAGACUUGCGGCUGUCAACCAAGGUUAUCUUUCUGAUCCCUACGCCAAGCAUUUUGUUCGCCGACCGCAGCGUCGACCUCCAGUUAUAAAUCGAGGAUCCUACACUCGUUCUAAAGCUCUCGAUACCCUUGUUCAACAAUUUCUAAAAAGCGGCGAUGGAUCUCCGAAGACAAAGCAGAUUGUUUCAUUGGGUGCUGGGUCUGAUACGCGGUGGUUCUUGCUGAAGGCCCAAGACUUGCAUCCAGCUCGUUAUUAUGAGAUCGACUUUCCUGAGAUAACAGGAAGGAAGGCGCAGAUCAUCAAGAAGAAUAACGAAAUGACGGAGCUUUUAGGCGAACACCUUUUGACAUCCGGUGGAACAGAACUUCAUAGCGACAAUUAUCACCUUAUCCCUGGCGAUCUCCGGAAUUUUUCAACCGAGAUCUUGCCGCGUAUUGCCUCUCUUGGGUUUGACAAAAGUCUUCCAACCCUUUUCCUUUCCGAGUGCGUCCUUAUAUAUAUGUCCCCUCGCGACUCUGCGAAUCUUGUACAAAGUGCGGCAGAAAGUAUCGAAUCAGGUGUGUUUGUAACUUACGAACAGAUCUUACCUGAUGAUCCCUUCGGUGUCACAAUGUUGCAAAAUUUGAAAAUGCGCGGGAUUGAAUUGCUGGGCAUCCGAGCUCACCCGAGUCUACAGAGUCAACGGGAUAGAUAUUUGAUCGCAGGCUGGGAUGAAGCAGGUGCCGUAGAUAUGAAUAUGUUUUGGGAGCGGAUAUUGGACUCGGACGAACGUACCAGAGUAUCCGCGUUGGAGAUUUUUGAUGAGGUAGAGGAGUGGAGAUUACUUUCGGGACAUUAUUGUGUGUCAUGGGGAAUCAAAACUCGCAAGGGCGCGGAUAAUGGCUUAAAAAAUGUAGGGUUGUGGGAACUGUCCUCUUGAACGGUUUAAGUGUACGCAACAUGCAUUGAAUGAACUUUCAUUUCUUCGCCAUGGCGGAAAUAAUUGGAAACAUUUAUCUUAU
Spizellomyces punctatus DAOM BR117 is the source of this 1386-nucleotide messenger RNA. RefSeq lists its product as uncharacterized. Lineage: Eukaryota; Fungi; Chytridiomycota; Chytridiomycetes; Spizellomycetales; Spizellomycetaceae. The transcript has 8 exons. Gene Ontology annotation, biological process: C-terminal protein methylation. Gene Ontology annotation, molecular function: protein C-terminal leucine carboxyl O-methyltransferase activity. The coding region runs from base 273 to 1304 and encodes 343 amino acids. The record is from RefSeq and is a predicted model, not a curated record.